Molecule: messenger RNA, 1478 nt
Organism: Podarcis muralis (Common wall lizard)
Lineage: Eukaryota; Metazoa; Chordata; Lepidosauria; Squamata; Lacertidae
Gene: C1QTNF5
Product: C1q and TNF related 5
Cellular component (GO): plasma membrane; cell projection
Molecular function (GO): protein binding
Source: RefSeq, a predicted model, not a curated record
CUCUCUGCCCCAUCCCAGAGAUGCCCGUCCCUGGGAGCGCCUCUGCCUCGGACGCGCUUCCCCGCUUUCCCUGUAGCUCUUGGCUCCGCUCUGCAACUCUCCGGUUUCCAUCGGAGUUGGGGAGGAGGGAGAGAGGGGAGGGAGAGAGGAGGGUGGGGAGGGGGAAAGAAGGCCGGCCGGCGGAGCUGGCUUGCGGCCUCCUUCGCCAGAGUAAGCGGUCCUCCUUCUUCCCCAAGCAGCCUGGAGCGCCAGCUUGCCAGCCCAGCCGCAGAGCGCCGCCGCCACCCCCCAGAAAUGGAGCACGCUGUCUACUUCUUCCUCUUCCUGCUUACAUUGACCACAGACUCUGUCCAGAUUGAGGACAAUAAGAUCCCCAGCCUUUGCGCUGGGCACCCCGGAAUUCCAGGCACCCCCGGGAUCCAUGGGAACCAAGGCCUGCCAGGCAGAGAUGGGCGUGACGGGCGUGACGGAGCAGCAGGGAUGCCGGGAGAAAAGGGCGAAGUUGGUCAGCCAGGAGCAGUGGGCCCCACAGGGGAAAGAGGCAGCCCUGGCCUCAAUGGGUUUCCCGGAGAGAAAGGGGCGCCUGGGGAGUGCGCAGUGGCCCCCCGCUCAGCCUUCAGCGCCAAGCGCUCCGAGUCUCGCAGCCCUCCCUUGGCCGACCAGCCGAUCGUCUUCGACGUGGUGCUGGUCAACGAGCAGGGACAUUACGACGCAACACAGGGGAAGUUCCUCUGCGAGAUUCCGGGACUGUACUACUUCGCCGUCCAUGCCACCGUCUACCGCAUGAGCCUCCAGUUCGACAUUAUGAAGAAUGGCAAGUCGGUGGCCUCCUUCUUCCAGUUCUACGGCAACUGGCCCAAGCCCACAUCACUGUCCGGUGGCACCCUGGUGCGGCUGGAGCCGGAGGAUGAAGUCUGGGUGCAGGUAGGUGUAGGGGACUACCUUGGCUUCUACUCCAGCAUCAAGACAGAUAGCACUUUCACAGGAUUCCUGGUCUACUCCUACUGGCAAAACUCUCCCGUCUUUGCCUGAGAGAUGCCCCUCUCCGCCACGCGAUUUGCGGAGGACUCCCUUUCUUGGCUCUGCCACAGCUGUCGUCCGUGGGGAUACCUGUGGCCCUUCUUAACCCAAGGGGUGCAGCACCCCUUUAGCUAAUGCCUGUAAAAGGUUCUUCCCAGAAGGUGUCUGGCAACCCCUCAGGCCAGGGUCGGGAUAGCUGUGCAGCAGAGAAGUUAAGUGACCUUUGUAGCGCACUAGCAAACAGUGUACUCCUUGUGGAGUAGAUUUACUUUCUAUAUCUAUACACAUACAUACUUAGGGCUGUGCCCCACUUGCUUCGCUCACCAGCCCCACCUACCGCUUUGGUAACCACCCUGCCCCACAUCAGAUGUAAAAUGACAAUAUGACUUUUAGAGGACAUCUGAAGGCAGCCCCGUAGAGGGAAGUUUUUAAUGUCUGAUGUUUUAUUGUGUUUUUAU